AUGGUUGUUGGAGGUCCUAAUGCUAUAAACGAUUAUCAUAUUAACCAAACAGAGGAACGGUUUUGUCAGUAUAAAGAAGAAAUGUGCUUAAAAGUCGUUGAUAGCGGGGAAUUUAAAGACAUCACUAAUGGGAGGGUGAAAUGCUCUUAUUGCCUGGGACAACUUUGCGACAGGAAGGUUCAUCCAAAAAUUAUGACCAAUUGCGAUGAAAUUGAAUUCGAGGAUCAUGAACGACUGCUAGAGAUCAAUAAUUCUCAGUCAAGAACCCUUUACUACGGAAACAAAUAUCACGACACUUAUGAUGGAAACUUUCUAGAAUAA
Molecule: messenger RNA, 321 nt
Organism: Funneliformis geosporum
Lineage: Eukaryota; Fungi; Glomeromycota; Glomeromycetes; Glomerales; Glomeraceae
Source: the annotation of a GenBank genome assembly